AUGAAGUAUGUUAAUAGGAAGAUUCUGCAACAACUUUUUCCAACAUGGGCCGGUAAUUGUGCUGAACCAAAGGAGGUUGCAAGUACUGAUCAAUUGCCUCAAAACUACUCUGGUGUAUAUUUGUCACAUAAUGCUGCUUUGAGUAGUAGUCAGGAAAACAUGACCACUACGNUUCUGCAACCACUUUUUCCAACAUGGGCCGGUAAUUGUGCUGAACCAAAGGAGGUUGCAAGUACUGAUCAAUUGCCUCAAAACUACUCUGGUGUAUAUUUGUCACAUAAUGCUGCUUUGAGUAGUAGUCAGGAAAACAUGACCACUACGGUUGGCAGCCAAUCUAGACAGAGUAAAGCAGCAUUUCCAGGCUCUCAACUUAGUUUCAUUCCUACCACUCGGGAAAGGUUUGAUAGUUUGUGUGCCUACCAUGGCCACAUGUUUCCGCCCAUACUUCAUACUCAUUCAGUGUUUCCCCCAGUGUGGAGUUCCAAAUCAGCUGGCCAGCUGGCCCCUUUGCUGAUGAGUGACUCACUUCAUUCUGUUUCUGAUAUUAACAACUCAAUACAUGGUAAUCACACAUUUGAUGAAACUAUCAACCACUCUGCCGGCCAGACUGUGCAACAGGAAGAUAUCAAUGUGGAGCCGGCAGAAGUAUUGACCCCUGGUCUGAUUGGUGACAGUGGCUUCUUUGAUGGUGUCAGAAGUAACCUUACCAACGGUGUGUGUGAAAACAUAUGCGAUACAGUUGAUGGCAAUGCCACUCUAGCUGCAUCAGUUUCUAGAGGCAUUAUUUCUGAGGCUGCUGUGAAUGACAGCCAUCUCAUUGUUCAGGAUGAGCUGAAAAGAUUGGAUUCUCUCUGCUCCACUCAAAGGGAAGCUGCUGUGAAUGACAGCCAUCUCAUUGUUCAGGAUGAGCUGAAAAGAUUGGAUUCUCUCUGCUCCACUCAAAGGGAAGUGGCUCUAUUAAAAUUCCGUUUGAAACGAAAAGAUCGAUGCUAUGAGAAGAAGGUUCAAUAUCAAAGCAGGAAAAGACUUACUGAGCGGCGUACUGACUACAAAAUGAAGGAAAGCAUCUUCAAGGAAAAUGUUGCAUGGAAAGUAAUGGAAGUUGGUGCAAUAUGGCAUUCAUACGUGUGCUUUUGGAAUUUGGAUCCCAGUGGCCUGGUGACGAAGCAUGAACCCAGUCCAACUGAUACAAGGCCACGUACUGACUAA
This is a messenger RNA of Ilex paraguariensis (yerba mate), 1209 nucleotides long. Lineage: Eukaryota; Viridiplantae; Streptophyta; Magnoliopsida; Aquifoliales; Aquifoliaceae. The record is from the annotation of a GenBank genome assembly.